Trichosporon asahii var. asahii CBS 2479 is the source of this 879-nucleotide messenger RNA. RefSeq lists its product as uncharacterized. The transcript has a single exon. NCBI's taxonomy places the organism in Eukaryota, Fungi, Basidiomycota, Tremellomycetes, Trichosporonales, Trichosporonaceae. The record is from RefSeq and is a predicted model, not a curated record. Bases 1 to 879 code for a protein of 292 amino acids.
AUGCUGUGGGCACCCCUCCUCCUCAUCGCAGUUACUGCAGCAGCGCAGGAGUAUCCUCUCCAACUGCGCUCCGCCCCGCCGCUCGAGCAGUGCCGUCCCGCAACCCUUCGCUGGUCCGGCGGACAGGGCCCGUACACCCUGCGCGUGGCCGAGUGGGACGCCGCCAAGGGCAGCUCGACCUUUGGCCCGCUGCGCCGCGUGCUCGCGCAGACAUACGCCGUAGUCUACGACUGGGACGUGGACUACGCCCGGGGCACGCGGCUGUACCUCGAAGUCAUCGACGACGAUGGCGCGAUCGCCGCCUCCUCUGAGCCGAUCACGGUCGGCGAUGGACCGAGUACAUGCAAGGUCUACACCCCGCCGCCGGAGUAUGUCAACAGCCCGAGCCCCACGGCCAUGUCCUCGGCCCGGAACGCGCUCGCCUCUGCCAGCUCCGCCCGCUCCGCCCCCGGCGUCCUUGUCACUAUGGCGAGUGCCGUGAAAGGCUCUCCGUCGGAGUACACGAGCGCACGUACGGGCGUGUCCGCAGUUGGGUGGAGCCCGUCCGAGGAGACGUACAGUCCCCGCCCUUAUGAUGGGGGGCCCAUGUCGAUGCGCGAGCCGCAGACGGGCGACCCCAUCCCCCGCCCGGCCACAAAGGAGGACGACAGUGGUCCCAACGUCGGUCUCAUUGUAGGCACGACGGUGGCUGGCGUCGUGGUGCUCGCUGUCAUUCUCGGAUUGGCAGCCUGGAUCCACAGCCUGAGGAGGAAGAAUCGCGCACUCCGCGCUCGCAUUGCGUUACUCGAGAACCAGGCGCCGGUACUGUUCAAAGGGGAGGGCAAGAAGAGUCUGGAUGCGAGGUCGUCCUCGGAGCACUCGUCCGCGACCUGCGUCUGA